AUGGCUGGGUCCCGAGAGGAUCCCGUCGAAUUGGGGAGCGACAUGGACGAAGAUGAAGCGCUACGCUAUGCUAUCGCCCUUUCACUCCAGGAACAAGAGGGACAGGGAGACCAGAGUUCGCAGAUCCCGAGCGCCUCAACCUCGACAUCCCACCGGAACGGGACUGGCUCGGGCGGGGCCUCCUUGGGUUUGCUCUCGCUUGAUCGCAAGAAGAUGGAAGAGGAAAGGUUGCAGAGGUUAGCCAAGCGGCGCCGCUCGCCAGAGGACGAAAGAAGUGUUGACGAGGUCCCGCCGGCAAAGAGGAUGACACCAUCCGAACCUUCCAGGCCUGUAACCGCACCGGCAACGGCACAUGUAUUACCGAGCUUCGUUCCCUAUCCCAAAGGUGCUAUCAAAAGAACUUGGGCCAAAGGGUAUCCGCGGACUUCCGAUGAUAUCAAGAUCGAAGAAGUGUUUCAGAAGGACAAGUUGGAGCUUGCCCUUCUAAGCUCGUAUCAGUGGGAUGAUGAAUGGCUCAUGUCCAAAAUCGACCCGAGAAAGACCAAGCUGUUGCUCCUGGCAUUCGCCGAUAGUGAAGCCCAGAAAUCAGAGAUGCUAUCAAAUGCGCCACCGGGAAUCAAGUUCAUCUUUCCGGCAAUGAAUGGGCCUGGGGCUAUGCAUUCCAAGCUGCAGUUGCUAAAGUACCCUGAGUAUCUUCGAGUUGUGGUCCCAACUGCCAAUCUCGUCCCCUAUGAUUGGGGGGAGACUGGAGUCAUGGAGAACAUGGUCUUCGUGAUCGACCUCCCUCGUCUAGAGGACCCCGCGAAUUAUCGGCAAACCGCAUUCAGCACUGAGCUCGGCCGAUUCUUGUCAGCAACUGGUGUUGGUGAGGGCAUGGUCAGCAGCCUCGCAAACUACGACUUCUCACAGACAAAGCACCUUGGCUUUGUGUACACCAUCCCUGGUGGACAUCAAGGAGAUUCCUUGAAGCGAAUAGGAUACAGCGGGCUGGGCACCACUGUGGCUGCUCUCGGGCUAGCCACUGACGAACCAAUCGAAGUGGAUUUUGUCUGCGCCUCUCUUGGAUCGCUAAACUACGACUUGGUGGGCGCAAUCUACAAUGCAUGUCAAGGAGAUGAUGGCAUGGCCGAAUACAAGUCGAGAAUAGGCCGAACGGGCGCAGCAUCCAAAAGCAAGGCGUCAAACCCGUGGCAGAAGAAGCUAAAGGACCGUUUCCGAAUAUAUUUUCCGACGGAUGAGACAGUUGGCAGAAGUCGUGGUGGGCGUAACGCUGCGGGCACCAUCUGUGUCCAGCCCAAAUGGUGGCGCUCGCCAACCUUCCCCACUGAGCUGGUGCGGGACUGUGUUAACACCAGAGAUGGGCUCCUGAUGCACAGCAAGAUGAUCAUGGUAUCACAGACGCAAGCGGGAAGUCAAUUGCAAACGCGUCCGCAAACGCGACCGGAGCCGCGACACCACGAUUCAGGGCCGGCUGCCGCGGAGCCGAAAACGGAAGAGAUGUCUCUUGGCUGGGUCUACAUUGGCAGCGCAAAUCUGUCAGAAAGCGCAUGGGGCCGCAUUGUCAAGGACCGAGCGACAGGACAGCCAAAGAUGAGUUGUCGCAAUUGGGAGAGCGGUGUUGUAGUGCGAAUUAGCAACCCCAAAAACAGCAGCACCGUCUCCGCCAGCUUCAGCACCAGCGCCAGCGCCGGUGCCAGUUCCAGUACCAAGGUCAAGGCGGCAGAGGGCCAGGCACGGCCAUCGGUGCGGGCGGGGAAGAUAUCGGCGGAGCCGGACAAGGGAUGUGAUACGAGCCAACACAAUCAUCACCACUACCAGAUGCAGAAGCAGAAGCAGAAACAGAAACAGGAGGAAGGGCUCACGGACACAGAUGCACAAGCAGAUUCAGACAUGAUGAGCGGCGCUGUUUUCGAGGGCACAGUCCCAAUACCAAUGCGACGACCAGGUCGACGCUAUGGUGAGGGUGAAGAGCCCUGGUUUUACAGUGUGCAGGGCUGA
Molecule: messenger RNA, 1998 nt
Organism: Fusarium mangiferae
Lineage: Eukaryota; Fungi; Ascomycota; Sordariomycetes; Hypocreales; Nectriaceae
Exons: 9
Coding region: 1-1998 (665 amino acids)
Biological process (GO): double-strand break repair; single strand break repair
Cellular component (GO): nucleus
Molecular function (GO): double-stranded DNA binding; single-stranded DNA binding; 3'-tyrosyl-DNA phosphodiesterase activity
Source: RefSeq, a predicted model, not a curated record